Messenger RNA from Coffea eugenioides, 1413 nucleotides. RefSeq names its product F-box/kelch-repeat protein At3g23880. Lineage: Eukaryota; Viridiplantae; Streptophyta; Magnoliopsida; Gentianales; Rubiaceae. Gene Ontology annotation, molecular function: protein binding. The transcript has a single exon. The record is from RefSeq and is a predicted model, not a curated record. Bases 1 to 1413 code for a protein of 470 amino acids.
AUGUCCUGGAGUGAUGUGGUCAAGUUUUGUGCAUGUCCAGAACCAGAAACAACCAAACCGCCAUCAACAGUAGCCCUUCCUAACAUCCCAGACGAAAUAAUUACCUCUCAUAUACUUCCUCGACUUCCCAUCGGGUCCUUAUUAAGAUUCAAGUGUGCGUGUAAGCUUUGGAAUUCUGUAAUAUCUGAUCCAGAAUUUUCCUUCUUGAAUCCUAGAUCCAUGGCAGUUUUUAUGUCUUUGUUCGAUGGCGACAGCAAAACCCAUCUCCUAUAUCGUUUCUUGGACAGUGAUGGCUCCAUCAAAAGGGUCCCGUGGAUGAGAACGAAGCAAGGAUACCGCUACGAAAAUUUUCAAUUGAUAGCAGGUUCAUGUGAUGGUUUGUUGCUAAUACUUUUAGGCACUGAUUUCCUCUUGUGGAACCCUUCAACAAGGAACUACUGCACAGUUCUAGAGGUAAAGUUUAUGUAUCCAGGUGUUUUUGGAUGCAGCUAUAAUUAUAUACUCUGCGGGUUUUGUUAUGACUCGGCUAUGGACGACUACAAAGUUGUUCUUGGGGUUGGAUGUGUAUAUCAUAACCACUUCGAUAGUCAGGCUGCUGCUGGUGAGCAGUAUGUGAUAGUAGCAGGAUUGAAGGAUAAACUCUGGAAGGAGAUUAGAUUUCCUUAUCGUACAUAUGAGACCAUCAAUGCGGUUUUGUUCAACGGUUUUCUGCACUGGAGAGUUGUUGAUAACGUUGAGGGUUGCUACUAUUUGAGGCUCCAUUUAUCUCAUAAGAUUGUUGCUUUCGAUCCAAAGACUGAUGAAAUUCAGGAGAUUCCAAUGCCUCGGUCAAAGAACAGGCAAGAAAUCAGCAUACUUGGUCUGGGCAUUUUAGACAGCUGCUUCUGUAUGACUUGCUGGGAUAAGGAAACUUGUCUAUCAGGGAAUUUUGAAGUGUUUGCAAUGAAAGAAUAUGGCAACGAAGAAUCUUGGGUUCCACUUUUUGACAUAUGGAAUUUGGAUACGAGCCUGAACCCUUGCCCGAGAACUUUGGCUCCAUUAUUGCGAAUGAGAAACGGUGAAGUGUUAAUGUCGAUGGAUACAGGUGUUGUUUUCAGGUAUAAUCCUAAAACCAACAAGUUUACCCAUUUUGAAGCCAAAGGAGGUGGUGUGAAUAAUCUAUUUUGGCAUGGUUGUGUGGCAAUUGUGGAGAGUUUUGCUUCGCCUAAAGGCUACGGGUGGAAUGAAGAGCAACAUCGAGACGUACUAGAGCAAAGGCGAAUUGAAGGACAUUUAGGCCCUAAAUUGGAAGAUGAAGAUUCAAGGGACUUCGAUUCAGAAGACCAUUUAUUGGAUGACAAUUUGGCAAUGGAUUUAACGCAAUUUGAGAAUUUCAUGAAUUACCACUUUGAGCAUUCAUUUUUCUUUAUUUGA